CCCUGGCGCGCGGUGCUGCCGGCUCCCAGCCAGCCUGCGCGGGCUGGCGUUUCUCCUGCGCGGGCAGGGACCCACCGCCGGGCUUGCGCACCCCUCGCCUCGGGGCUCGGUGGGGGAGAAGAGGAGGCGCCCACGCGGCCUGCAAGAGGGAGGGAGCUCUCCCCUUUCCAGAGCGCGACGGGACGUCUCGCCCGCUGCCUGCCUUCUCAUGCCAGCCUGGGGUUUUUUUGCAGUGAAGGCGUAAUGCAGACAGCUGAAUACAGAUUUCUGGAAAUAAAAAGAAGACAGCUAGCAGAAGCUGCUGAAAAGAGGCAGAUGGAGGCUUCCUCCCGAGGUAUUAAGAACGCUUACUCUGUAGAGCAAAAGAAAAAGAAACAGGAAGAAAUGGAAAAAAGAAUUGCAGCUUCAGGUUCUGGGGGAGAAGGAGGACUGAGAUGGCAGGUUGGAUAAAGAGGUGUGACUUCUGAAGAGAAGAUCCAUGUUUACUGCCGUAACUUGCCAGUUUCUGCAGCUGAGUGGCACUUACUCAUCAUGUGGCUUUUGCUGUUUGCAUACGAGGACUCAGCAGUACUUCGCCAUUGUGGGAAGACAGAUGUGGAAAUGUACUAAGAAACUUAAGAACUAACUCUGAACACUAAGUUUUGGCCAAAUUGUUUGUUUGUUUGUUUGUUUUAUGUGCAUGUUAUUUUGCUUCCCUGUCAAGGGAGUGAGAUGGGGUUUCUCACAUGGAAGC
Messenger RNA from Egretta garzetta (little egret), 733 nucleotides. It is a transcript of the gene SVIP, whose product is annotated as small VCP interacting protein. The transcript is spliced from 4 exons. NCBI's taxonomy places the organism in Eukaryota, Metazoa, Chordata, Aves, Pelecaniformes, Ardeidae. The annotation marks the transcript as partial. The record is from RefSeq and is a predicted model, not a curated record. Gene Ontology annotation, biological process: negative regulation of retrograde protein transport, ER to cytosol; negative regulation of VCP-NPL4-UFD1 AAA ATPase complex assembly; positive regulation of autophagy. Gene Ontology annotation, cellular component: endoplasmic reticulum membrane.